Laccaria bicolor S238N-H82 is the source of this 252-nucleotide messenger RNA. RefSeq lists its product as uncharacterized. Bases 1 to 252 code for a protein of 83 amino acids. The transcript has a single exon. NCBI's taxonomy places the organism in Eukaryota, Fungi, Basidiomycota, Agaricomycetes, Agaricales, Hydnangiaceae. The record is from RefSeq and is a predicted model, not a curated record.
AUGGAAAAGCCUUGUUCGAGGCGAAUACAAAUUUUGCAGAGUGCUUUCCUGGUGAUAUACUUCUGGUCGUUCAAGCGAAAGGACAACUCCCGGAUUAUUACUUCAACUGAGAUUAUCUUUCGAAUAGGCAAAGCAAAAUUUCUGUGUAAUGCUAUAUUUAUGGAGGAUAUACGUAGUUGUCUAAUUCCCCGUCGAACGUUGCCGCAACGUCGUCAUGUAGAGGAAGCAGAAUGGCUUUCCAAAAAUUGCUGA